AUGGAUCUUCGCGAGGUGUUAAACCAGCAAUCGUUGAGCGUUGUCCAUUUCGCCGGCCAUGGCAGCGCCCAGAACCACGCUUGCAUAUACUGUCGACGAUCUCAAAUGGCUUGUGAUCUCGAAAGACCGUGCACCAGAUGCAUCAAACGGAAUAUCGGACAUCUAUGCCACGACGAGCCAAGCGACAAUGAUUCCAAUAACAGAAAGACUAUCCAGACUGCCCAGACUCCGCAAACCAACACUAUGGAUCACACUGGAGCGGCAGAGGAUCAGAAAUACAAGAUAUUGGCCGACUUUGGGAGAAAGCAUAUCAAGGCUUGGACCAACUUAUCACUUGCAAAUAUGAACGGUCUAACUGCCGAUCCUGAUUCUUCUGCCGAAGGCCUCGAUUCCCUUAGUGGCCCAAACACCCAGACAUUCACGGGUGAAUCGUCAAACUAUCUUAUCACAUCAGAGGAGUUCUACGAUGUUUUAAGUAAGAAUAGGUGGUCUCCCAUUGCAGCCACAACGCAAUCAGAGUCAUUCUCGCCUUGGAGACCUCCUCAAGCACCGCCAACCUUCAGGUCUUCUUUAUUGCCAUUGAAGGACAACAAAGACCCGGCAUUCUACCGAUGA
This is a messenger RNA of Fusarium tjaetaba, 615 nucleotides long. RefSeq lists its product as uncharacterized. Gene Ontology annotation, molecular function: DNA-binding transcription factor activity, RNA polymerase II-specific; zinc ion binding; RNA polymerase II transcription regulatory region sequence-specific DNA binding. Gene Ontology annotation, biological process: regulation of DNA-templated transcription. Gene Ontology annotation, cellular component: nucleus. NCBI's taxonomy places the organism in Eukaryota, Fungi, Ascomycota, Sordariomycetes, Hypocreales, Nectriaceae. The coding region runs from base 1 to 615 and encodes 204 amino acids. The record is from RefSeq and is a predicted model, not a curated record. The transcript has 3 exons.